Molecule: messenger RNA, 3386 nt
Organism: Pyricularia oryzae 70-15
Lineage: Eukaryota; Fungi; Ascomycota; Sordariomycetes; Magnaporthales; Pyriculariaceae
Product: Hsk1-interacting molecule 1
Exons: 3
Coding region: 556-2562 (668 amino acids)
Biological process (GO): regulation of cell cycle phase transition; positive regulation of nuclear cell cycle DNA replication
Cellular component (GO): Dbf4-dependent protein kinase complex; nucleus
Molecular function (GO): protein serine/threonine kinase activator activity; zinc ion binding; nucleic acid binding
Source: RefSeq, a predicted model, not a curated record
UCGCGCCAAAUUCUCCUGUUGCUCAAACAUCCUCCUUCUCGGAUCGAAGAACCAGCUUCACAUCAUUGACAACCCCGAUAACCCACCACCAACUUGCCUGACGGGUGAAAAAGGCAUUUCAGUGUGAUUACAGCUCACAAUUGAAACUCAUCAGCUUUUAUUAUUCGCCAUUUUCCACCGUCGACAUUCGAUGCACAACGUGGCCAGACACUGACCGGUUUACGUGUGGUUUCUUGCGGGCGUGUUUUGGUGUGGGCGUGUGUGUGGCGGCGGGUUUUCCAAGUCGCGUCUCUACACGCAGGCAACCCCCGCUCUGACCAAUACAAUUAGCUCCUAUCUAUCGGUUCAACACCACCAUACACCACGCAACAUAUUCCACACCACGAAUCUCGAGACAGUUCUUUUGACAAGUUCGACUGCCUCGCUCCCACGAGUCACGAGUCACGAGCAACUCGGUUUUCGAUUUUUUUUUUGGCCAAUCGAGUUCAGUUGUCGUCCAGGUCGAAAAAAUAGACAGCCCGGCACAGGCUAUGCCGAGUUUGUCCUGUUGAUUUUAUGGCAACUGUAUCACUGAUUCCGUCUCCGGUGUCAUUUCACCAGACGGCCAUGUCUUCUCGGUCUAGAGUGCCAUUGUCGAGCAACCCAAAUGCCGCUAACUCGCCCAUGAGGCCCAUGGCGGUCGCACAUCCCAAGCCCGUGAAACGCUCGCAUGCGAGCAACCAGCGGGAGGAGCUCUAUGGGCAGCCACCUCCAGCCAAGAAGCAGAUGAUCAGCAACCCAUCCACCUAUCGUGUCACUGCUCGCUCGCCUGUUAAGGCCAGAACCACAACACACACCAUCACCCAAAGUCGGGCUGUUGGUGGGCACAGGGAUAGGGACGCAGCCUCGCAGCAACAUGUGAAGGCACAGUUGGCAGAUGAGGAUGUGAAUGAUUUCAAAAAAUGGGCUGCCGCGCAAAAGCAGCAGUUUGUCAAGCAUGUCUUCUACCUGGACAACCUUCCCCAGGAGGUUUUACCCAAAAUCGAGCGGCAGAUUGCGGCUUUAGGUGCUAGGGAGGACAAAUUCUUCUCGAUCAGCAUUUCCCAUGUCGUCACCACCAGGCCUAUCCCUCAGCCUCAGACCUCACAAAAGCUCAAGCUUGACGUGAGCACGAAAAACGACCGCGAAGACCAAGAACCUCAGACGAUCAACCCGUCACUUCUGAGCCGAAACCUCGACUCGAACUGCGCGAAGCGGAAACUGUUUGAUACGCACCCCGCAGGGAGGAGGCCCCCCAUACAGCUCGGAGAGGAUGUCGUGCGGAGACCUAAGGCGCCUCGCCAGCAAAACGAUAUUUUGGGGCGGGCUUUGACCAUGGGCAAGAAGAUUUGGUCACUGGAAAAGAUGCAGCGCAUUCUUGAUAUGCUCACGGAGUCAGAUCCUUACCGUGCUGCAACCCUGGGACAAGGUGGGCGUACUGCCAAGACGGUAGAGCAGAGCAACCCGUUGCAAAUGUUGAACAAGGAACGCGUCAGUGGCCCUUCGGAUCGCGAUCCCACGGCAUCGACAAAGGAAAUGCAUUUGUUCAAGGGCCCGUUCAUCUACAUCUACGAUAUCGAGCAGAAGCAGCGUCCAAUCAUGGCUCGUGAAUAUGCGAAGGUUGCCGACAAGAUGAAGGGAGAUUGGCCUCAGUUCCGAGCAUCAGGGAGUGGACGUUGUCCUUUUGUUGAGGACCAUGAUCCUGAAAAACACUCGAAGAAGGAGCGGGAGGUUGCUCGACAGGCAGCUGUGAAUGCUGCUGUGGGCUCUGCCCCGAAGCUUCAACCACCCACACAGAUCGCGCGUCCGAAACCUAUUACUGGAAAGAGACCAUUGGCGGAAAUGAGUGAAGUCUCGACCAAUCGUAUUCUGUUCCCAUCCAAAACAACGACCGGCGGCAAUGCUCUCAUGGAUCCCACGCAAGGCUCCAAGUUGUCCAAGGAGGAUGCUCUGUCGAACGCCUUCAUCAGCACGAACCGCUCGAGACCUGCACGUAUUUUUGCAGGGGAACCGGUUGCUUCCGGGCUCCAGGCUUCCAACAUAACAUCCGCCAUCCGGUCCCAGAUGAUAUCAUCGACCACGGGGACUAUUGCUAGCAACAAGUCGGGUGUGAGCAAAGAGGUUCUGGGCCUACAGCGCAAGGUCCUGGCGAAGAGUGGAUCUAUCUCUCAGGAUCCCAGCUCUCGCCGUCAUGCCGAAAUGAGUGUGGACAGCGGCCCUCUCAGUCGUUCAACCAGCUUAGGCAACCCGCGACUCAUUUUCGAAGGUGAAGAGACUCAGCAUAGACGUACGCAUAGCGUGCCCUCAAAGCUCCAGCCAAAGCCUAAGAAGCGUGAUCCGAAACCUGGAUACUGCGAGAACUGCCAGGACAAAUUCGCAGACUUUGAAGAGCAUAUCCAAUCACGUACUCACCGGAAGUUCGCCGACAAUGAUGAAAACUGGGAAGAUCUGGAUCGUCUCCUCCAACAGCUUGAGCGCCAACCUCUUCCUCAUCAUCACCUUUACAGCGACGAGACUGUCGAGCAGAACUACGACCAAUACUGACGACCAAUAACGUUCACUCGAGGGACUCCGUCACCAGAUCAGAGUCUCUUGAUGUUAGUCUAGACCAGUGGCUUGAAAGGCCUGUCCACAUCACCUCGAAGUACUGCAAUAGCGGCUAGCAACACUCCAGUUAUUAAUCCAACACAAGCUGUUCAGUCACUUGUCUACUUUCGCCACUUGCUCCUUUCGCAAAUACCCUUGUGCGACUGCAAAUUAUUGUCAAACAAACAAAAUAACCGUCCCACUCCUGCUUUUCUUGGGCUGGUUGGUUGCCUCCCCAUGCUUACCAAGCCUUUGGCUUUUUGACAUUUUGUCUUUUAUUUUAUUUUUCCAACACUCAACGCAACGCAUGGCGUCUUUUUAUUCAUACUUAUGCAUUGGCGGCGGGAAUUGUUUAUUCUUCCACUCUUUGUUUUGGGCGCAAGCGUUUUGAAACCACUCUUAAUACUUUUCAUAAGCACAUAUAUGGACGGUCUCUGUCUGUCACUCUGCCAGUCCAGACCCACCUGAGUAGAUCAUUACUGUUCUCGAUUGGGAAAACCAAUAGGCUUCCCUUCGAAGUCAAAUGGAAUCGAAAAUUCUGGCCUCAAGAAGAGUCGCGCCGUAGUUGAGGGGUGCACUGUAUUGGAAGCUUGAUCCAGGUACUCUGAUGCCUUGUUUGAAGGUUAUGUUCAUUGAGCCUAUGACACUCCUUUGGCUCAGGGAGAUGAAGUAAGGAAGGUCGUGGGAUGGAUAUAUACCAUAGGCUCAUAGUAACUUGUAUGAUGUAGAAUUAUUAAAGGAGAAUUCUGUUCACAAUAAACUAGAACUAGACUAGGGGAGGA